AUGGACCAGCGCGUUCAUCCUGAAGAAUUUCUUGGUCUUCAAAGAGGAGACGUUCCUGUCAUCCGCAAUGCGGGAGGCCGAGCUAGAAGGGCUGUUCUCGAUGCCGCCUUCCUCGACGCACUCAUCACAAUCACCGACAUUAUUGUUAUUCACCACACCAAUUGCGGCCUCACCCUUAUGACUGAUGAGAAGGUUUCCAAGGCUUUGGGCGAGCGCUCCACUAAAGAGCUGGCCAAGCAUGACAUAGAUGGUUACUGCAUCACCGAGUAA
This is a messenger RNA of Trematosphaeria pertusa, 270 nucleotides long. RefSeq lists its product as uncharacterized. The record is from RefSeq and is a predicted model, not a curated record. Bases 1 to 270 code for a protein of 89 amino acids. Gene Ontology annotation, molecular function: zinc ion binding; carbonate dehydratase activity. The transcript is spliced from 3 exons. Lineage: Eukaryota; Fungi; Ascomycota; Dothideomycetes; Pleosporales; Trematosphaeriaceae.